AUGUCUGGUCACCUAAAUGGCUGUCAGGCUAAGUUUCAAGAGAAAGUUCCCAAGGCAGCAUAUUAUCACUGCGCGAGCCAUCAACCGAACUUGGCUAUUUCCAAGUCAUCCACUGUUCCCGACAUCUGCUGCAUGCUCUCUUAUCUAAAGGCUGUAGGUGAUUUCUUUAAGUAUUACCCCAAAAGACAACUACAUCUUGAGACUACAGUUUCGAAGGUAAAUGUUCAAAGGAAAUCACUUGGAGUCACGGAAGUGUCCCCUCACAAAGUAAGACUGAUGUGUGAAACGCGUUGGGUCGAGCGGCAUACUAUCUUGGUUGAAUUUGCUGAGAUGCAUGAACCUAUUGUAAACUGCUUUGAGACUAUAAGCAGAAACUCAAGUAGGGAGUGGAACGCCAAGAGCGUGACGAAGGCCAAUGAACUUCUCAAAGCUAUCUUGUCAGACCAAUUUAUUGCAGCAUUUCAGACAAAUCUCUACUUCUUUGUUUAUACCAAACCCCUAAGCUGCCUUCUCCAAUGCUCGACGCAAGAUAUUUUGACAGCUUACAAAGAGGUAGACGUUGCUAAGCGUGUUCUCAAGGACAUCCGAGCGGAUUCCAGCAAUGAAUACGACAAGGUUUACGUGUCUAUGUGUACAAUGGCUAAACUGCAUGGGAUGGAGGAAUUGACCGUGCCAAGGACGUGUAGUGGGCAAAGUCUUCGCUCUAACAUUGAGGUCGAGAACCCCAAAACCUACUGGAGGUGCACUACAUCUAUUCCUUUUCUUGACCACCUUAUAGCAGAACUUUCCACAAGAUUCUCACAACUUAACCAACAGGCUAUCAAGGGACUUCGGUUGUUACCUUGUAACUUGACCACUCUAACUGAUGGUGAGGUGGCUGAACUGUAUAAACGCUUUCACCAAGACCUACCAGCUGCGGAGGCAUUUGAACAAGAAGUAAAAUUGCAGAUUGAGAAAUGGAAACUAUUUCCUACACAGCUUCCUGACAAUAUCUGUGAAACUUUACAACAGGCUAACGACAAACUGUAUCCUAACAUUUGCACAUUGCUGAAGCUGCUACUUGUUAUUCCUGUCACAACUGCAAGCGUAGAGAGAGGUAACUCAUCCCUGAAGUACAUAAAGUCGGAGCUACGAACAACAAUGUUACAGGACCGACUUAAUGCACUUAUAUUACUGUUUAUUCACUAG
Molecule: messenger RNA, 1188 nt
Organism: Corticium candelabrum
Lineage: Eukaryota; Metazoa; Porifera; Homoscleromorpha; Homosclerophorida; Plakinidae
Exons: 1
Coding region: 1-1188 (395 amino acids)
Molecular function (GO): protein dimerization activity
Source: RefSeq, a predicted model, not a curated record